Molecule: messenger RNA, 27393 nt
Organism: Topomyia yanbarensis
Lineage: Eukaryota; Metazoa; Arthropoda; Insecta; Diptera; Culicidae
Exons: 26
Coding region: 1491-11036 (3181 amino acids)
Molecular function (GO): serine-type endopeptidase activity
Source: RefSeq, a predicted model, not a curated record
CGUUGUUCCGAUGCCAUGUCUCCGCGUUCGGCUGCGGCAGUUGAUCCAGUACAUAAAAAGGAGGUCUACAUAGUUUCACAGCACAGUACAUAGCAGUAGUUGGUUGGGUGGCUAGGGUAGUGUAGUGACUGAGUGGCAGCGCAGCAAUCAGCAAGUAGUAGUAGCAGCAGCAGCAGUAGAGUGACCACGAAGACGACGACAGGGUGGAAGAAUGAAACAGUGUUCUAAAUGUGUGCUACAACCUAGGCUAAUUCGGUUUACGGAAAGGUGCACUGCUGAAGGAUAUAUGUCGCGCGGAGACCCGCUAACCCGCGGAAGUGUUUGUGGGGAGGUGGCUUUCGUCGUGUCAAUGUGUAUUGUAGUUUAGUAGUAGGUAUCUUCGUCUUCGUCGUUCAUAAAUCGUUGACAGAUUUUUUUUAGUGCAGUUCUGGAGUAGUGGCUUAAGAGUUUGAAAUCAGCGAAUGCAAAUGAAAAGAACGUGUAAAGUGCUCCUCUGGUCAGAUUUGAGGUGAAAACGGUGUGCUAGACGUUGUGUCUCUCCUGUUGAUAGUGGAAAGGAUGAACCGUUUACAUAACAACAGAGAGAACGGCGGAAAACGUGGGAACCAAACAGGGAGUGAAAUUGUAACCUUUUCCCGCUCGACGACGGCGGUGAUGAUGAUGAUGAUGAUGAUGAUGAUUGGAAGCUCUUUAGCGGACGAGCAUGGUGAAAAUAAUGAGUGGUAAAUACGAUAAUAACGUGCACGUUCUGAGGAAAUCGAUUGGACGGGAAAAUUGGAGCGAUUUUUUUUUGUGUCCAGCCUAGAACGAUGCUGGUUCAGGUGGUGGUGGUGGUGGUGGUAGUAGCUGUACAUUAGCUUUUACAUUCAAACAGUAGUUGAGUGUUUCGUCGUCAUUGUGCGUGUUUGUGACUACAUUUCGUUUGAUAGGCUUAAAUGAUAUCACUUAGUAGUGCAUUGUAGUGCUUGAUUCUAUUGAUUUUUUCCCAAACAUAUAAUUCCAUGUGUGAAAUCUGCUUACCAAUUCAAAUCAAAUAGUAGUAGUUACAGUAGUAUUACAAGUUACCGUUCAUAGUUCAAAGCGACAAAAGUUUCAAGUGAAGUGAAUCCUUGAAGUUACAUUAGUGAAAAACUACAGUUUUCCUGCGAAACUGUUGAUUUUAAAUCACAACCUGAAAAGGCAACUUGUGUAUAGUAACGCGAAAAAACACUACUCCUGCUGGAAACGUCAGUUAUCGAUUUUCCCGUCGUUUCAGCUGAGAUCUACAAACAGAGGGAUUUAAAUGUUGCGGUGGUGAGGAGCUAAACCAAACCAUAACACACAAGUGGAAACGGUUGCCAUGUGAUGAGUGCUUUCAUCAAUAAUCCAAUUUGGAUGCGGCAAAGGGUUUAUGGCAGUGCCAGCUUCUAACUAGGGCCAGUCGCCAGUGCCGCCAAGUGUGGAUACCGAAAAUAUAAUCCCAUUUACGCUCCCGAGGGAAACCAGCAGCAAUGAAGCAAACAGUGGUUCUAUUCAUAAUUGGCUGCACCGUUUUGGGUGCCGCUUUCGCCGGUGCCCAGAAUUCCGCCAGCAGUGAUCCAGCCCCCGGUCGCUCUCCCGGUCCACCCGGUGUGCAACAGUUGUCCGACAGCGAGCACGGCGAACCGGCGGAUGAUGCACCACCGACGUUCAUCCUGACCAGGGAUGCCGCCGCCGACGACGACAAUCGGUCACCGUUGACGUCGAAUGACGUUCUGGAUGCGUCGUCGGAUUUGGAGGAAAAAGAAGCGGACGGUUCAGAACAGUUCACAGGUGACGUCAGCAGUGAAUCGUCGUCGUCGUCGUUGUUGUUCGGAGUGAUUGCUGCUUCCGCGAAAAGUACUGCUCACCGCAUUGACGAGUUCCUGGAAGGGGAUCAACUUCUGGAGCCCGAGCCAAUUUCUGCGAAUAAUCCGUGCUCCGGCAGUGUAGAUAAUUAUCUGAAAGCAGAAGAUGAAAUCGUACGCUUCGAAGCUGGUACGACAGAGGGCUCUGGUGGUGGUGGUGGCAGCAGUCAAAGCCUACUGCUGAUUGACGUCACUCAUGACGUGUUUGAUACGGCUAAUGGAAUUGUUCCGGGCGUCAUCUAUAGAGUUGAAGUCCGCCGGCCGGAGCAGUCGGAAAUUCGUGAUUUCUACAUCGAAUCGCUGGAGGGAGCUCCACCGUCCACUGUUCGGGAUGACCUUCGUCGCAGCCGCAGUCGAGCGGUGGGUAACUUUUUAGAUAGCAAUCAACAAUCCAACUCGGUGACCCAUCCAACCGACGGGCUGCGGGUUAACAUCAAAACGAACACCUGGAUCGAUGAUCUGGAAGCGGAUUGGGUUAGCGGUCACCACCACCACCAGCACCACCAUCGGGAGAAGGUGAGCUCGAACGUUCCGAAAUCGGCUGCUGGCAAGCAAAGCUCGUGGGAACAGGAUGCGGUUCGGUGGAAUUCAAUCCAACCGAAUGUGGAGGCAUAUUUCGAGGAAGGGGAUGGAGCUGAUUCGGAAGAGUUCGAAGGUACCUUUCAGCCGAGCGAUUGUCCCGGUAACGUGUGGAAGCAGGAGCUCAUGUUCAGCAACCGGAUGGUGAUGAACUGGAGUGUGACCCGGGAGGAAGGUGGGCGUAGCGUGUACAGUGAACUUCGUGAUAGCAUUAGCGGCGGUAGGGGUGAAGGAAGUGGCUUUAGUUUAGGUGACAGCGAUCAACGCAACAGAACUGCAUAUUUUAGGAUAUUGUAUCGUACAAUGACCAGCCAUAUUGUUUACGAACUGAAUUACCCAAUGGUGCUUUUGAAAGAAUGCAAUUUACUACUUAAGGAAACUUCGGGAUCUCUAGACUCUAGCAAACUGCCGGCGGAGUACGACAACUGUAGAAUAGGCUUCCCCACGCGUUUGGAGGAUAAUCAGCUAGCAGCGGACGGUGACCGACGGCACUCACCGCCCGGUCUGGUGGUACAGCUGACAAGGCUCAACAUUCCCUGCCGUUCGGACGGCGGGUAUCUCAAGUUUAUCGAGUCCAUCUCUGACGGUAGUGUAGAUGGACGCGACGAUGCAGUGAACAGUGGUGGUGGUGGUGGUGGUGACACGGAAGGGCACUUUCUGUGUGGCAAGCUCGAGGAACUGCCCAAAAGCGAUCGGACGUUUCACUUUCAGAAGCAUCGCAGUACCGCUCUGCUAGUGCAUAAUCGACCGGUGUUUAGUUUUAACUUUAGACUAGUGGACUACUGUUACAAUGUAACGAUUAGUGAUAGGAACAGCUCGGUGCUGUUAAGGCCACUGCGGGGUCUCGACUGUCGGUUUAGGAUUCAUCUACCAUUCGGUAACCGGGUGUCGCUACGGUUGAACGCGAAUGGAGUGGCGGAAGCGUCCAAUUCGUCCACGAUCAAACACGAACAAAUAGAUUUAGGCGUACCGCAGGGUAACAGUUACGAAUCGCAGUGCUACAAUGGUCUUCGCGUGGAAGUUUACGAGCAGCCGCAGAACCGAUGGGUUCGCUGCAUCGACAGCUACAGUGAUGUGACCGAAUACACGCUGCUCUCAAGUGAUAAUAGUUUAGUAAUUCACGUUAGCAAGUACUCACUGCUUGCGGCACUGGAGGCCGCAGUAGCAAACGAUAGUAGCAGUAGAACGAUUCCAUCACUACUCAUCGAACACGACGCGCAACCGAUCGAGAGCGUUAUCUCACAAUGUGCCUUCGGAUGGAUCGCAAGCAGCCAGUUCUGCAUAGCCGCCUUCGAAAGUCAACGGCUCAGCUGGCACGGAGCGGAACAGGAAUGCAACCGGUUGGGUGGCCAUCUGGCUUCGAUCCGAUCGGUUUCGGAACAGAAGCUGGUGGAUCAACUGCUGCUCAAAAGUCCCAAUUACAAGGAUGGUAAUGCCUACUGGAUUGGAGCAUCCGAUCGAACGCUCGAAGGGGACUUCCGGUGGAGUGACAGUCUACCUUUUAUGUAUUCUAAUUGGUUUCCAGGUUGGAUACAGAUGGGUAACUAUAAUCGACAGCCCAACGACGAUGGUUUGAGUGAGCAGGACUGUGUGGAGAUUCGACGCCAGUUUCAGACUCCUCCCAGCACUUCAGCAGCCAUCAGUUCGCUAACGGUGUCCUACAUGUGGAACGAUCGGGAUUGCGCGACGCAGAACCAUUUUUUAUGCGAACGUGUUGUGGUGGAAGAAGCUCUCGAGAAAACCUGGCGCGAAGAUUGCAACAAAACGGUAACUCUGUCGAUGGAUCAGCCAAAAGCCACCAUCUGGAGUCCGAGGUUUCCACGACCAUAUCCGGACAAUGUUAAUUGUCUAACUAUUAUCACUGCCCCUCCCGGCUAUCGGAUAGUGUUGGACUUUGAAGAGCUGGUCCUUGAGAGCGAACCGCUAUGCGCGUACGACUACCUUCAAAUUCUGGAACCUCCAGCCAACUACUCCUCAGCGUACACGAAACCUUCGCGAUCGCUGGCUUCUGUGCCUCUGUUCCAGGCUCGCAAUCCACGCCACAGCACCAGUCGGUUCUACGUCCGCCGGAGAAAGUCCAAUCCGCCGCCGCCGCCUUCGAAAAUAGACAUCGGCGAUCGGUUGAUGGCCACCUUCGCCAGCAAAGCUCCGAAUCUGAUUCUCCAGCCGGACGAUCCUAGCUAUAAUCUACGGAUUCCUCCUCCGGAUUUGAAUGUCGGUCGCGUUCCACGAAAAGUUUGCGGCGAUUGGAGUUCGAAGUUGAAGCUGCUGCGACACGUGUCGAAGGGUGCUCUGCUCGGUUUGCGGUUCAUAUCCGACUACUCCAACCACUUCGGGGGAUACAAGGCGAAGGUUGCGAUGGAGAAUGGAAGACAAUGGCCACGUGUGAUAUCGGAAUGCUACGAUGAGCGGUUCCAGGCGUACAACGCAUCCUGUUAUUUAUUCAUCUCCUUCCCGCAAGUGGACUGGAUGACCGCACAGCAGGUAUGCCGCGGGAUCGGCGCACAGCUGGCAUCGAUUUCCACCACCGACGAGCAGAGGUUCAUUACGACCAGCAUCCGGAACAGCUUGGAUUACACGCCCCGAGCUAUGUACUGGGUCGGCGGGGAGCUCGCCGAUACCGGAAUGUUGGAGUGGGCGGAUGGUGCGAAAUUGAUGUUCGAGGGUUGGCUACCGGGCCAACGGCCGGAUCCGAAGAAGAUGCCAAAAGCUUCCCCUAGCUGCCUGGGUUUGCAGUGGAAAAUUUCUCCCACUCCGAUGAUCUCGUCCGGAUUGCACUGGAGUGUUCAAAAGUGUACUACCGGGGGUGGUUACGUUUGUAAGAAGCCACGACCGACGGCAGUGGAAAACAUGGCGAAAAAUCAAACACUUACCGGGACGGAGGGUCGGCUGCUUUCGCCUAAUUAUCCCAAUCCGUAUCCGGCGCGAACCGAUUACUGGAUACGGUUGGAGGCUCCGGAAAACAAUCGAAUCAUCAUUCAGUUUCAAACGUUGGAUAUAGAGCAGCAGGAGGAAUGUUUGUAUGAUUAUGUUAGCAUCCAGAAUUUCCAGGUUCUUCCCGGUCCUGAACUGAAUCCAGGGACGAAUCCUUUUCCGAUGGCGAUGUACUGGGACCGGGCAGAAGAUCUUUCCUCGGCGGAUUAUAGUAAUGAUCAACCGUUUGCAAACUUGCUCAAAGGCGAUUACUAUCAGGAGCAAAACAGCUCUCCUCGGAAGGAGGAGAGAUUUCAGAGAAAACGCUCACUUCCUUUAAACGAUGAUAUCCAACAGAAGUUGCAGGAUAACAUAAAACUACUGGAGAAGAUCAACUCCAAGCUGAAAGAUCGUAAGAAACGGUUUCUCAGUUCUGAUAACUACAAAACGGUGAAGAACAGCAAUCAGAGUAUCGCGUUAGAGACGAGUAGUGUGGACUCGCUGGAUACUAGCUAUACGGGUCCUUCAUUCCUGCCUUACGUCCGGUGGUGUGGAACGCACGACUCCAACAUGAGCCGGUUCAAUUUCAUUUCCGACGGAAAUGAAGCCUUCCUGCGCUUCCACUCGGACUAUUCCGUUUCCGGGAGCGGCUAUUCGGCAACCUGGAGCACGGUGGACAUUUCCGGAUGCCCAAUUCAGACGCUCACUUCCCGCGAGGGAAGCAUCCAUAGUCCGAACUAUCCGCACUUUCUGCUCAACAAUCUAGACUGUACCUACGUUAUUCAAGCCCCCUUUGGGAAGAAAGUUUGGCUGGAGUUUGAUUUUUUUGACAUACUUCAGGAUGCCAUCGUGAAUGUAGACAUAUCGGACGGUCCGUUCGUGCCAUUUCGUGACGAAAACCACCUGAACGAUGGUGUUUUUCUCAGCAAGGGAGAACGUAUGGUUGUGCGGUUGAAAACUGGCGCUCUGCCACGGGGAAAAGGUUUCCAUGCUAGCUUCAGAACGCUUGGCGCGGCAGUUGAACAGAGGUCCAUAAAUCUCGAGAACAAAACGGCCGGUAAUUUAUUCCACCUUAACUAUCCGCAAACGGCACCGUUUGAAUUGGACUUCACGCAACACCUGAUAGCACCACUUGGGGCAGUCAUACUGCUGGAGCUGCAUGGAGUGGGGUUCAGCGAGCACGGUUGCCAUCAGAGUGGUUUCAUUGAGAUUUCCGACAACUACGCCGACAGGAACGGUACCCUGUGGCACCUGUGCGACAUUAACCACUCGAAUGCGUCCGCCGGCAACGCCUAUUCAGCGGAGUACAGGACAAUAGAGAGCAACCUCGCAAAGCCUGCUCCGAUCUACAUCACAUCCUACCUGAACACGCUCCACAUCCGACAGCGCAACGUGCAGGGCAUGGGCGUCCGUCUGAACGCCACCAUCCGACUGCAGUCCGACAUAGGAUACAAGAUGAAACUAAUAACCAACGACGAAGAAUGGGUCGAAAGUUGUAAGCCUAACCCGUGUCAAUCGGGCGGAAAGUGUGUCAUGCAAAAAGAUCGCGGCAUUUGCCACUGCCGUGGCCAUUUUACCGGACGCUUCUGUGCUCUGAAUAUGUGCGAACUGGAACCGUGCUAUUUCGGAAAGUGCGAACUUACACAAUCCAGCUUCAAGUGUCUCUGCCAACCGGGCUACAUGGGUCAAAGGUGCGACGAAAAGCCAAAACCUUGUGAAGAUAAUCCCUGUGAAGGGCGCGGCGAGUGUCACCCGAAGAACGGUGGAUUCUUUUGCCGGUGUCAUGCCUGGUGGGAGGGACCUCGCUGCGAGAAACGAAUGAUGCGCAUUCCGUACAAACCCUUGUCGGAACGAAUGCUGCAGGAACCUUUCUGGCUUGGCUUGAUAACGGUAUUCGUAGUUCUGGCGGUCAUCGGGUUGGUUUGGUGUGCGAAGCGACACUUCCCGGAAAAGAUAGAAAAACUUUUGGCCGACGAAGCUCAUAGAAAUCGAAGUAACUUCCCACCGCAUCACCUCAACACUGCUCUACGGGAACAGCUUCAGGCUACCGCCGGUACCGUGCCAUCGUCAACGGCAACGACUCCCGCGACGCAUCGAACCAUCUUCGGACGUUUGGGUAUUAGAAAACCAUCUAUAUUGAGCCUCAGCAGCCCCCAGCAAGUGGGAGGGGCCACCGCUAGAACAUUUUCAUUAGAUGAUCUAUUACGGCCCCCUCCUCGACGUACUCCAUCGCCUCGAAAGAAACGAAACAACUCAACGCCGACGAAGAAAAAUGCAAACGAGAAGAAACAAAUACUUCAGCAACUGGUAUCGCCGGCACCGAAUUCAGCUACCAAGGUAAGCCUGGGUGAACUGAUCCAGCUGUCCGAAAACCGGCUCAAGGUGAACCAUGCCGAAUCGGAAUCGGACAUAAAGGAAACAACGUUCUCCGAUCAUUCGCUGUCGGUUUCGUCGAUAGUGCGCCAGAUAUCGGAUCCGAAGCUGGAGAAGAAGGUCACCUUCGCCCGGCUGCUCAGCAAGGUGUCGGCUGAGAUAAGCAGCGGCUCCGAUGACCUCGCCAAUGGAUCGAAGCAUUGUAGCGCCUUGAGUCUUCCGACUGAAGUUACGCAUCGUGCGAGUUCGGUUCCGCAGUCACCAAGCACAAACGAAAUUCGUUCGCCACACAGUACUUCCUCGAAUCAGGGAAGCGACUCGCUAUCUAGCUCCGAACUAGCUUUGCAUGAUUUUGGUUUGCGGGGUCAUCGAAGGACACGGCCCAAAGUGUCCAGCGCCGAUUCGAUUCUGGCCAUGUUCAAAAAUUUUGCCACCUCGAGUGCCGGAAUAAAUCUGCCCUCGUCUAUCGUAAUCUCGCCAUCGUCAACUCCAACGGCAUCCAGUCCACAGGAUGAUGUGGCCGGUGACGACGACUCGUCGACGUCGUCCGCUCAUACUCCGGUCAGCUUCUCUAGCGGAGCACCGGACUCACCCGUAUUCUACCGUCAAAGUACAAUCGAAGUACCUGUACUUGAUGCACUUAGCGCUCAUAAAACAACACCCACGACUACUGCCGCACAGUUGCAUCCACCUACCAUACUGUUGGAGAUACCAUCCAUCAAUAACAAGUGCCUAUCGCCAAUUAGAGAAAUGCCAACACCGAUCCCCUCGCCAGCGCUGACACCGAUCAUGCCGCGACCUCACCGCAUUCGAACCCCACAGAACCUCUACGAUGAGUCGAUGUCCGUGACGUUCAGUGGCGACUACUCCGGAUACAACAACUCCAAACCCAACCAAGUCACUAUCGAAAUCAACCAUCCCGAUUCCGAUACCGAUUCUCCUACUCCCAUGAACAUGUCCUCCCAGAGUGAUUCAACAAGCUCAAAUGGUUCCAGCAAAUGUCACAAAACACCGCCAAAGAUCUCCAUCUCGAUCGACGUCCAACCUCCUACGCCGAAACGAGAGAAACCAGAACGGCCGCGCGAUUUAGUGAUCCCGGAACUGAUAAUCCAGCAACCAAGCCCAACGAAAGAACGCUCGAGAGUGGUCAUAUUUCCCGGUUCGCCUCCUCCUCAACGUGCCAGCAUCGGAGAGACCAGCUUCCUUUUCCCCAACAAAGAACAGCAAAAAAGAUUGCUCAAACAGUGGGAAAAACCAGGGUCCCUCGAUCUCCCAUUUGAGCCGCCAAUGAUUACGAUCACCUCCAACAUGAGCGAGGUGGAGUCUGACGCUGACUGUAUGUCCCCGGCCGCCACAGGUAAACCGCACCUUGCCAACCGACUAGGAGUGACCGGUAGUUCCGUAGGAAUGUGCUAUCUUAGUCCGUUUUCGAUGUGUACUCGCGGUGAUCGUGCACCAUCCGAAAGUAAUCUAAGCUCGUCUGGCUACUCUAGUAUGGCUAGUCCUGGUCCCAGUAGGUGCGGGUCUAGUAACCCCCUUUGUCCCAGUGAAAUGGAGGAUCCGGGUGCAGGUCCUCCUGGAACGAGCUAUCAUGGGUUGAACUCUAUGCUGGGUACAAACCGGGGUCGCCAAACGUCGAUUCUCAAGAAGCACAGCGAAUCCGGCGGUAGUGGAACGGCUGCCGGUGGUGCCACCGACCGGCACGAAGCAUUCCGCCAAAGAUCCGACUCGGAGACUCUCUCCGAUGAUCCCUUGCUGGAGUCGAAUGACGAGGGUAUCGGAACGGAUCAUUUGGACGAGAAAAUCGAAGAUGGAGAAAUCCGAAGUGCCAAAGAGCUCGAAAUCUAUAUCGGGCAUGAGUUGAUUGAGACCGGUCAAAGCAUACUGAACCAGGAGGUUGCGUCCAUGUCUCAGCUGCAACUACCGUCGAUCGUGAUACAGUCCGAGAGUGGGUUUGACAAGCUCUCGCCGGUCUCUUCCAGAUCCGAGAGUCCGCUGAGCGAUCGAACCAUCAGCAUGGAAAGGUUCUCCCCUCUUUUCUAUGGCAAAAAAGAUCAGCAACUUCCUUUCACCGACUCGGAUGGACUUUAUGACUUCCCCUCGUCCGACGGUAAAGGUAGUUCUACUACCCAUCACCGCAAGAGUACCGGCCGUAGAAGAGAACGGCGUAGCUCCCGUUCUGGACCUUCACUUUCCCCCUCUAAAUCGACCUCGGUACUGCUGGAAAUACCAGGCAAGGAUAAAGCUCUCAAUCAGUCAAACAGUGUAAGCUCUCACAUCGGACCGAAGCUGUCCUGUGCCACUCCGACACGCAAAAGUCCAAAAAGACGCCCACUUUACCGACACCCGGUCGCGAGCAGUUCAUCGUCAACGGAAUCGUUAACAUCGACCCGCGAAUACGCACAGCGAUCUAGCAAAGCUGCGGUCACGUACACGAAGGAAACCAACCUGUACGACUCCGGAGACGACACCGGCGAGCCCGAAACUUUGUUCCUUCCAUCAACAAUGUCAUCAUUAUCAACAACAACCACAACAGCUCCAACGAAAUCCAAGCAGCCGGAGGUACCGCCAAGGUUUGCAUGCGCAGACACUGACAUCUUUCAGCGCUUGCUGAGUUACAAACUGAAUCGACUGUCGUCGUCGAGCGGUACUGCGGCGGUCUCCACUCAACGCUCGACUAGCAAACAAUCGUCGUCAUUCGGUAGCUAUUCCUACACCCGAAUCGGUCAGUUUGACGACAGCAUCGAUUUCGAGGACGACGAUGACGACAAUGAAGAAGCUGAUGCUUUCUUCCGAAAGGAUGUAUCUAGUCAAAUUCUGCCCACUGUAACAGUCGAAGAAAUGAACAAGCCGAAGAGUAAAAUCGGACGUCUGAAGGCCAUCGGAAACCAGAUACGGUUCCUCCGAAGGCUGGAACGAUCAAUCCAACGAAAGGACCGCCAGAUGGUGAUCUCGGACGAGGAUGGUUCGUCCUCUCGGGACUCCCCACGCGUCACUUCACCGCUGCUUAAAAAUCUCAACCACUCCCCAGCAAUGGUGGUGGCCAGCGGUAGUCGACCGAAGUCGACGGCAACGGAUCCGAUCGUAGUGGUGGAACCACCCAGCGAACGAACAACACCCUUCCAGCAGCUGUUGGCUCCGUCCAGUGCUGUCGGCUCCGUCAAGUCUCGCCAAAAUUUCAAAAUGUCCCGCCAGAAGCGGGUUGCCAACAGCCGUGGCGGAGGGUACAACGAACAACAGCAGCCCUGGCUGGAACGGGAACGGGAACACCGACUGCUCGGCAGCGGUGAUGUAAAUAGCGAUUGAAGUGUAAAUAGUUCAAACUCAACCUUAAACAUAAAGUAAUGAAGCUCCUUACGUUCAACACGUUAACCAUCUUCCAACAAGAACAGUUUGCAAUAGAAAAAAAAACCGAAAAUAGUUAAAUCAGGAUGUGUUGUGCAUGUUUUCGGUUCUCGAACAUUCAAAGCACAAAAUGUAGAAAAGUAAACGACAUAACUUUUAGCUGUAAGGUGUAAAUAGGUACUCACUAUAUUACCUUGAAAUGCUGACCGUUCUAGCCUUUUUUGAGCUUGAAUGAAGAAAAAACAUCCAAAGAGAAGAGUAGUCGUCACUAAUCAAAAGUUAAAAAAAGCAAGCAAACAAGCAAACUCUACAGCAAUACUUUUUCUAAAAUCCAGCAAAUUGAAGGCAACAAAAAUAAUAUAAAAAGAAAAUGUUGAGACGUUGUUUUUUUCCGGUGAAGCUGAGUGUUUUGGAUUCCUUUUUACACUUGAAACAAACUCACGGUUUAAUCUUAGGAACUCGACACACCCACGUAUGCUUGGGUAUUACAGAUACACUGAUGUCCAGGUUCGAUCUGCAACAUUUGAAUGUGUUCAGUUUAGUUUAGACGCAAAUUUUCGCGAAGCACCACCCUAAGGAUAAGCCCGCCCGGAAAAGUACGGUGUAGCAGAAAUGUAAAUGCUUCAGAUUCUUUUUUAUUUGGUGUUGACUCAAACCUUGCACCUUGGAAUACAUUGAAUUGUUAAAAGAAUUGCAACCCUAUUAUAAGAUUGUGGCAAUUUGGUGCCACAAUGGACCCUAUUAUAAGUUUGUGGCAAUCGACAAAGAAAAAACUUGUAUGAAAUAUUGUUAGCAAUUCGUUAGGAAGAAGCUUGCACUCUCGAUUCUAGAACCCAGCACUACAGAAAUAAAAAAAAAACAAUCGAAAAAGGAUGUGUACAUUGGUAGAUGAGCUGAGACUGAUUUUCUAAAAGGUGAGUGUUUUUUUCCAAUCCGCAAAGCGAUGAGUAGUUGUCGUACUAGGAUAGAUUAGGUUAUGUUAUUUUUGCUCUUCUUGCAGCUAACCGAAUCAAUUAACAAAGUGUUACUUAGCGUUAUUUUCCUGAGCCCCAUUUCGACCAGAAUAACACUUGCUGCGUUUUUGUUUACUUUUGAUCAGCUGUUCUUUAGGAAAUCAGCAACAGUGAAGUGCUCAGCAAAUGUCAUUCCGGUUUAGUUGGGACUCAAAAAGUAACGCUAUGUAACACAGCUCAUUUUAGUUCAUAGUUAAUAUUUUGUUUUUUUUUUGUUAUUGGUGAUGCUGUCAAUGUUAGUCACAAACGCGUUUGUUUAGAAAAGAGAACAUUUUAAGCGGUACACAAACGCUUAGUUACUUAUUAGCUUCUGCUAUAAAAAUCAACACAUUGACAACACAGUUUUGUUUUGUAAGUUCACCAUUCCGUUCAGAUUAUUCUUAUUCCAUGGAGUUUUUGUGAAGUACUGAAAAUAAAUAGAAAUAUCAAGAGGAGAAAUCCUUCUCAUUUUAUAUCUAUCCAUAUAAAGGGGUCAUUUGAAGGUUUUUAUAAAAUUUCAAAUAAAACGCAUUAAAUUCUAUUUUUUUGUAAAAAUUUUCGUAUCAAUCCUGUGCCGGAGAGGAACCCCACAGCGGCAACUCUACCGUGUGCGGCGCUUUAUUCGACGAUGCUGGGUCUGUUGUCUGUUCGUAUGUCAUUCAGAUCCGGAACACACUGUAUGGGCGACCGGACUCUCAUCCUCCGAUUGCUGCUACAUAGGAUUCUCGCAAAACCAUCGAUUCACGAAGUGGAGCAAUUGUUGAAGGACGGCUUAACAUAGCAGAAAUUAGUACUAUGCAAUUCCACCAUUUACGUCAUGAGGCACUGAUUAUGUUCAAAACAUUGAUCCAAGCAGAAUCAUUUGCUUCGCAGAACAACUUGAACCACGUCGUCCAGUGGCGAUGACACCAAUGAAGUAAAGCUACAUGACCUUCCACCACGUACUAAUGCUAGCAUUAUCACACAAAUCAUGUCAAAAUACGGUGAAGUGGAUACUGUAAAGGAAGAUAAUUGGAGGAACUUCUUCUUAGGUCUCCUCAAUGGUGUGCGUGUAGCGAGAAUGCGUCCGGUAAAACCUAUCACUUACCUUAUUAUUCAAUGCAAAGUUAUCCAAGUUGUUACAUAUCGUCCACAAACAUUGGCCACCCAUCUAGGACAGAUUCUUACGUACCAAUUCUGUGAAAUCCCACCUGUUACGAGCAAGACCGAUAUACAGCAGGUAUGCCGCAUCUUUUUACCAUCUGUGACGCCUAAAAAAAAGCAAAAAUGUGUGUGAAAUCUAAAACUCGAAAUAUUUUCAAAAUUUUGUGAGAGCCUGAAAUUUUCAUGAAAAUGCCAUAAAUCUGCAAAAUUUUGGCUACCUUGAUACACAGUCGUCGUAUAUCACAACCGGUUGACAAACCAACGACUUUUGAUCGGGAAGUAACAAGCACUAAAUCAAUAACGAUCGCGACCAGUAUCAGUAAACCAACUGCCAUAACCGAAAGCGUAGUAACAACGAUUACGUCAAAUACCUCCAAACCAACACCACCAAGAAAAGAAACAACUGCCGCUGAAGACGGAUUUACAACAACGACCCGUAAGAACAGGAACCAAAUUUGAACCUCCGACGAUGAACAAUAUGCAAGUAGUAUUCAUGACGACAUGAUCGCAAAAGACAACGCGAUAGAAGGCAGACGGGCUGAGCCCCAAGUUGCAGAGGACAACGCAGCUAAUGAAUCACUACCAAGGAAAAGGAACUCAACACGUAGCGGUAAGCUGCGUCAUGAAGACCCGAAGGACAGGCAGUAGCUUUGUGUUAUUUUUUUAUUUCUACAUUUGGUAAAAGCACGAAAGUUCCAUGGCUCCGUUAUGCUAACGCAUUGAACCGGUUAGGCAUGUUGCGGCAAAGCUUGAUAGAACCUACGAAGGCAAUUAACAAACAAUCAAAAGCUUACCGAAUUUUUAAACACAUUCCUCUUGACUACCCUCGAUGGGAUCAGAGAUCGGAAGAUUUUCACCGGGAAAAAUUGGAUAAUAAUUGGACUAUCUUCCUGGACGGCAUCAACCGCGAGUCUGUGGAGAAGGGUCCAAUACCUUUAUUCACAAAAGAAGACAAAACGGCCUCGCAUUAUCGAUCAUCGAUGCCACAACUACUGAAUCCUCCUAAAUUGCAACUGAAAUCGGAGUCGAUAAAGGCUUGGUUAAUUUCAUUCGUGUGAUGUUCCGGAUCGUGUCAGAUCAUUAUACGUUGGAUCGUCAUCUUCAGCGUAUUGAACUUGUGGUGAGCAGGCUCUGCGCUUGUGGAGAUGGUUAUUACGACAUCGAGCAUGUUGUCUGGACAUCGCUGUUCACCCUCUUUCCUCCGUACCUGAUACUACUGUUAUGUCGAUGCUACAAUCAAAGCCCUGGAAUCUCUUAAAAACAAAGAUUCAAAAGGCUAAAUUUUAUUUCGUGUAUUGUAAAGGGCGAACACGAAAUUAUUGCGACACCGAAAAUGUCAUGCCAAUUUUCUUAUAAUGUUUAAAAUCAAACCAAAAUUGUAUGGCAGUUUUAUACAUAAAUUUACUUCAAAAAUCAAAAGUUAAUCGAUGGAGCCUUGAGUGUAAAAUUGAACGCAUUUUCGCUUGAUGCCCUUCAUCAAAGUCUUUACAGUUUCAUCCGGUACCAGUUUCUCAGUUUUUUUCCAUUUUCUUAACAUGUCCUUCUCGUCUUUGACUGUCUUCUUGCUCUUCCGAAGUUCCCGCUUCAUCAUUGCCCAGUACUGCUCCAACGGGUGCAGCUCCGGACAGUUUGGCGGAUUCAUGUCCUUUGGAACAAAAUGGACAGAAUUGGCCUCAUACCACUCCAGGACACUUUUAGAAUAGUGGCAUGAUGCCAAAUCUGGCCAAAAUAGCGGAGCUUCGUCGUGCUGCUGCAAGAACGGCAAAAGGCGCUUCUCGAGGCACUCAGAUUUGUAGAUCUCGCCAUUUACUGUGUCCUUUGUCACGAAAGGCUCACUCCUCAGUCCGCAAGAGCAGAAGGCCUGCCAAAUGAGAUAUUUGGAGGCGACCUUCGACAUUUUCUUCUUCUUAAAUUUGCCGUCCACAUAGAACUUGCUCUUGCCGGUGAAAAACUCCAACCCCGGAAUUUGCUUAAAAUCGGUUUUUAUAUACGUUUCGUCGUCCAUCACACAGCGGCCAUAUUUUGUCAGCAUCUUCUCGUAGAGCUUCCGUGUCCGAGUUUUAGCCGUCGAUUGUUGUCGCUCAUCGCGGUUUGGGAAGUUCUGCACCUUGUAUGUAUGUAGUCCAGCUCUCUUCUUUGCAUUCUGGACGUAGCUCUGCGACAUGCCGAUCUUUUUAGUCAAAUCACGGCUUGAGACGUUGGGAUUUGCUUUAAUCAUCCGCUUCACCUUUCCCUCCGUCUUUUUGUUCUCCGGUCCCGGUUUUCUUCCAGCUCCUUUGCCGUGGUCCAACGUCAACCGCUCCUGGAACCGCUUCAACACUCUGGAGACGGUUGAAUGGUGAAUGUUCAACAUUUUUCCCAACUGCCGGUGCGACAGGUCAGGAAAUUCCAGGUGUUUGGAAAGAAUUUGUUCUCUCGACUCGCGUUGGUUCACCUCCAUUUUCGUUGAAUCGAAAAACACGACUUCGAGUUUGACAGCAUGUAAACAAUACACAUCAAUGAGAAAGUGUGCAAAAUUUGGUUGAUUUUUACCCAAUGGUAAAAAAGUUAUGCCCUGUUGGAUGUGUCGCAAUAAUUUCGUGUUCGCCCUUUAAUAUAAAGGUGUUGUACACCGAAUAGACGGAACGAGUACCACAUGCGAUUCUUAGACGCCAGUCUACAGCUUGCUCGAUGCUAUCCGACGCUGGAAACAGUGAUCACAUUACCUAAUGAAGUCUCACAUAAUUCGAUACCACCAUCGACCAUUGAUCCUUUUACGAAAACAACGUUUUUGAUCUCCUUUGAGCUUGUGGAGGUCAGUAACCAUGCUGCAAACCCCUACAUCCACCAAACCAGUGCAGAACCUCCAAACUAGGUGUAGCGAAGGCAAUUAAAGAACGAUAAAAACACUUCGAGCUCUUAAAGAACCCUUGAUCAUCAUCGAUGGGAUUAGAGAUCGGCAGAUUUUCGCAGUGAAAACCAUCGAAAAAGCCACAGAAACCAGCUGGACUGUCUUCCUAGACAACAUCAGCUUCGAUUCAUCAAUAGCAGAACUGUGAAGAAGGUUGGAUGCCCUUAGUCACAAAAUGCCUAACAAUAAAUUAAAUCGGAAACUCUUCUCUUUGAGGAAUCCUGUCUUCCACUUUUUCAAAACGUAAAAACCUCCUCUAUCACAUUCACGCCAUAUACGAACCAGUAUUAGAACAGACCUUUUGCCGGCGUGGAACUAGCCACUGCGUUGAGUGCAGCACGUCCAAUAAUUCAAGAGUUGGAGAGUCACUAAUUUCAAGAAUCCAACAGAAAAGGAGUUCAUGCGCUGUGGACUCAAACAGUCAAAAAGUGCUAGAGUCCAAGAGACAAGGGGACAAGAGUUACAAGUCCACGAGUCCUAGAGUUCGUGAAUUCUAGAGGCCAAGAGACCAAAAUUCUGAGGGUUCAAGUGUUCGAUAGUUGAAUAAUUCAAAAGUCAAGUAGCAUAUCGUAAGAUGUAACAGUUCAAGAGAUCACGAAACAAAGAGUUUGAAACUUUUGAAGUUUCUAACAGACCAAGAGUCUAAUUUUUUCAAGGGAACUGGAAACCCAAGCCCCAAAGACCUAGAGUGAGUCCUAGACUUAAACAAUCCAAGAGAGUUAGAGUUCUAGAUUUCGAUAGUCGAUAGUUGAAGAGUAGAAUAAUCUAGGAAACAAUAAGUUUGCAAAUCCGAGAGUCCAAGCGCUCUAGAAUCCGCGGGUUUUAGAAAUCGUGAAAUCAAGAGUUCCCCUGAGUCUAGUGUUCCAAGAGUCUCGUAGUGGAAAUUCCAAGUAUCCAAGGCCGAAAGAGCUUGAGAAUUCGAGAGUGCAAGUGACCAAGUAUCAAAAGGUCUAGAAAUACAAGACUAUAAGAGUCAAACAGCCAGAGAGUUUGAGAAAUCAAGGAUUUGAGAUUCCAAGAGUAUAAGAGCGACAGGACUCAAGUGCCCAAGAGUCUACAGCUUAAGAAUUCCGUAGUAAAGAAACGUUUGUAAAACCCAUGAUUAGUCAAUGAGCCAACCACUUCAACUGGGGAAGUAUCCGAGGAACCAUGAGCCUGAAUAACUUCCAAUAAUCUUGCAUCGCAAGGUGGCUUGAAUAUAAAACAAACGCUUGAUUCUCGACCAUCGCAAGUACACAUUCCGGAAGGGAUUCGGCACAUGCUACAGCCACCGACUUGCAGUCGGACGUAUCUAGGUCGUAGCCUAUAACAUAAUAUGGCGUGAGGGGAUGCUUCGUCAGCUCCACCAAUGGCCUGUUUGCGGAAACAUCGGCUGCUUAGUGACCGAAGAUUCAGUGUUAGCAGUUAACGAGAUUCCCGAAUGUUAGGUGCUGAUAGUAUAACUAUUUUUGAUCGCCAUCCGACAGUAUCAGGGUGAUCAGGAGAAAGCCUCCGAGCACUUUGUCACUCACUGAAGGGCCUAUCAAGGCUACACUCUGAAGGUAAAAGGACGUUCCGAAAGAAGGGAUUGACUCGUUUGAAACAAGGAGCGCUCUUCCGCCUCCGAAUGGGACCAAAGGUUAUGAUCCAUAUACACACCAUUACCAACGUCGACUCUCCAAUGUGUGUGACAGCUUUUACGUCGACCCAGCACACGUUCAGUAGUUAGAUUAUAGUACCGAUUUCUUCCAUCGUGUAUCAGAGUGAGAGACUGAUCAGAAAAGAUAACCCUACUCCUCUAACAUUCACCAAGGAGUCCGACGUUUGCCUGAUCCUCCGGAUUCCAUUUGAAAUGCUGGUCGUGCUAGUACGCUGGUCUCAUAACCGCCAUAUCAGUCCUGCACGGCAUGAUAAUUUGCAUGUGACCAGAUGGAUGCCGUCGUCGAACCAGCGAUUCCGGCUGGAGGCCGAUCUAUCGUCGGCGAUGCAUGCGCUCAGUCUAUUCGCCGGCGGUCCAGUCUACUCCAGGCGCGUCCGCUGGUCUCCUUUAUCUCUCUGCAGCAGACUAACUUGUCGAGUGUCAAGAUCGGUCGGGCGAUUCCGGUUGGAGUGUAACUUCCCGUUCAUCGGUGCCUCGAUGACCCGAAGCUCUGUACUACUACAUUGCUGAGGGAGACCACGGGUGUGUUGACAUCAAACCAUCAAACCACCGAACUGCGGGCCAUUCAUAAGAUCCAGACAAGAUACUGGAGAGGUUCUACGAUCCACCGAUUCCCUCUUCUUAGGGGCCUGUCAUUGGUGGAUUACGUACGAGUUCAAAUUAAAUUGGUUUUUGUUUUUCACAAGUAACAUCUCUUCCGCUGAAGCUGCGGGGGGUUUCGGGCAUUCAAAUCGGCGGUAAAUGUGAUCAUUUAUAGGUUGUAGUUUCUGUGAAUGGGUUCCUAACCGACUGGUUCCAGCAGUGAACUUCCACUAUCACACAGGGGCGGUUACCGACUCAAAUCAGGAGUUGAUUAAUCAGCUCCGCGGUUACUUCACUCUGUACAACGCCGAUAUCUUGGGUCCAGGUAUGGAUCCGGAAGUUGUAGGAAACUACCAAAUGACUGCAUUUCGGGUCUAGCUACGAAACGGUGCAUCUCUGAAGAACCAACAUUCCAGACUUCCUCGAAAUCUACCUAAAAACCUUGCAUAGGUUAGUAGGACUGGGCGGGAAACUUCAAUAGGAUCCGUGUAUAAAGCGAGGUGUAUGCGAGCAAAUUUUUUAAUAUGACCGCAGUAGAUAUGCUCACAAGGUUAGCCUACAGGAUCUGGGGAGGUAGAUCGUAUUUCAGACAACUGAAGAAUCGUACACACGAUUUCCAUCCCAAGGGAACCAGGAACCCGAAUAACUUCAGACCCAUCAGCCUGCUUCCCUGCAUCAGGACGACCAUGGAAAGAAUAGUACACACCAGAUGAUCUUCAUCGAUCGCUGUUUUGCAUUCCGGAAGGGACUGGGCACAGGUAUUAUGCUGGGCUGCUUCGGCAAAAUAGUAAAUGGUUCCAUAGCGAAACACUUGUAUGCGGACAUCUCUGUCCUAGGUCUCGCCAGGGCCUACAACAUUGUAUGGUGUGAGGAGGUGCUCCACCAGCUGCAUUAAUAGGAUGUUCACGGAAACUAAGGUGAAGACUCGGUGCCGACAAUCACACUAUUCUUGGUCGGCAUCCGCCAUCAUCAGAACAUUCAAAGAGAAAGCGUUCUAGCACUUUGCCACUCACCGAAGGUACUAUCGAGGCUACUUUCUGAAGAUAAAAGAUUUCGAAAGCUGGACUAACCGCGAUAACCGUAUAGAACAAGCACUGUUGCCUCACCUUGCAAUACAAGAGGGACAGUGGAGCAAUUGUUCCUAAACUGCCGGGACUUCGACGACCUGUACCGAUACCAUAACCUACCCUACCUGGUUCAAACUUGGAAACGAUUCAUUCAUUUAUUUAGUUCAACAUCAAUUCUUAUGAUAACACUGAAUCAACAAUUUGCCUCCACAAUACUCGAUUUGUAGCUGCAGCUCUCCAACGUCGGUUACGCCCAACACUCGCCAAAUCACGUUCCACCUGGUCCGCCCAUCGUGUUCUCUGCGCUCCUCGCCUUCUUGUACCAACCGGAUCAUUAGCGAACACCAUCUUUGCAGAAUUGUUGUCCGGCAUUCUUGCAACAUGCCCUGCCCACCGUAUCCUUCCAGCUUUGGCCACUGGGUUCGCCAUAGAGUGCAGCAAGCUCGUGGUUCAUCCUUCGCCGCCACACACUGUUUUCCUGCACACCGCCGACGAUUGUCCUUAGCACUCGUCGCUCGAAAACUCCUAGCGCUUGCAGGUCCUCCUCGAGCAUGGUCCAAGUCUCGUGCCCGUAGAGAACCACCGAUCUAAUAAGCGUUUUGUACAUGGUGCAUUUGGUGCGGGGGUGAAUCUUUCUUGACCGCAGUUUCUUCUGGAGCCCAUAGUAGGCCCGACUUCCACUGAUGCGUCUUCGGAUUUCACGGCUCACGUUAUUGUCAAUCGUCCUAGGUAGACAAAAUCCUCCACUACCUCGAAGGUAUCCCCGUCGAUCGUAACGCUGUUUCCUAGCCAGAUCCUGUCGUUUUCGGUUCCGCCUACCAGCAUAUACUUUGUUUUGGACGCAUUUACCACCAGUCCGACCUUCGCUGCUUCGCGUUUCAGGCGGGUGUACAGGUCUACCACCGUUCCAAAUGUUCGGGCGAUAAUGUCCAUGUCGUCAGCGAAGCAUAAAUAUUGGCCGGAUUUCGUGAAGAUCGUGCCCCGGCUGUUGAGCCCGGCUCGUCGCAUCACACCUUCCAGAGCGCUGUUGAAUAGUAGACACGAGAGUCCAUCAGCUUGUCUCAGUCCCCGUCGAGAUUCGAAUGAACUGGAAAGUUCACCCGAAACCCUUACGCUGUUUUGUACACUGUCCAUCGUUGCUUUGAUCAGUCGAGUCAGCUUCCCUGGAAAGCUGUUUUCGUCCAUGAUUUUCCAUAGCUCUACGCGGUCGAUACUGUCGUAUGCCACCUUGCAGUCGAUGAACAGGUGCUGCGUUGGGACCUGGUAUUCACGGCAUUUCUGGAGGGUUUGCCGUACGGUGAAGAUCUGGUCCGUUGUCGACCGGCCAUCGAGGAAGCCGGCUUGAUAAUUUCCCACGAACUCCGUUACUUUAGGUGAUAUACGACGGAAGAUGAUCUGGGAUAGCAAUUUGUAGGCGGCAUUCAAAAUGGUGAUCGCUCGGAAGUUCUCACACUCCAAAUGGUCGCCUUUCUUUUGAUUGGGCAGAUCACCCCUUCUUUCCACUCCUCCGGUAGUUGUUCGGUUUCCCAGAUCCUGACUACUAACCGGUGCAGACAAGUGGCCAUCUUUUCCGGGCCCAAGUUGAUGAGUUCUGCUGCGGUACCAUCUUUGCCAGCUGCUUUGUUGUUCUUGAGCUGUUGGAUGGCAUCCUUAACUUCCCUCAACGUGGGAGUUGGUUCAUUCCCGCCCUCAACUGCACUGACGUAGUCAAAUCAUCCGUUGCCUUGGUUAUCUGUACCUACAUUCUCCUCGCCGUUCUGCUUCCACCUUUCGAUCACCUCACGGUUGUCCGUCAGCAGGCUCCCGUCCUUAUCCCUACAUAUUUCGGCUUGCGGCACGAAGCCUUUCCGGGAUACGUUUAACUUCUGGUAGAACUUCCGUGUAUCUUGAGAACGACACAGCAGUUCCAUUUCAUCGCAUUUCGCUUCUUCCAGUCGGCGUUUUUUUUCUCCCGGAAGAGGCGUGUCUGCUGCCUCCGCUUCUGUUUGUAUCGUUCCACAUUCUGCCGGGUUCCAUGCUGCAGUAUGACCGCUCGCGCUGCAUUCUUCUUUUUCAAAACCGCUCUGCACUCCUCGUCGAACUAAUCGUUCCAUCGUCUCCGUUCCUCGUACCCGACAAUGUCCUCAGCUACGAUUUUGCUGUUCUCCAGCAGUCCUCUAGAGGGGCCACGAGAGAGCUCUCCCUCGUCCGGCAACGCUGCCUCGAGGUGCUGUGCGUAUGCAGUGGCGACAUCUGGUUGCUUCAGUCGCUCCAGAUCGUAGAUCGAGGCGGCCGUCGGUACCGUAAAUGAUUAAUGACGGAUAGUUUUGGGCGCAAUUUAACCAUCACCAGGUAGUGGUCACGAUAGGUCCUGACGAUAGGUCCUGACGUCGAUAAUGUCGGAGAAGUGCCGUCCAUCGAUCAGGACGUGGUCGAUUUGUGAUUCCGUCUGUAGCGGUGAUCUCCAGGUGUAACGAUAAGGGAAACGAUUCAGUCCACGCUUUUUUAAUGGUGCUGGAAGGGUCACGUAAUUAGACAAGGGUAGUGGCAGAAGCGACAAGCAUGUUCAUUCGGUAGAGUUAGGGACAGACUGGCAUAGCAGGGAAGUGAUACGAUCCACUGAGAGGUUCAACGUAACCUGGCGUUAACGCCAAUUGAUACUGUAAUCGUUUCCUUUCGCAGCCGUGGCCGCACUAAGCAACUGCGAACAAGAUAAAUCACGAUUGGUAUGUGGUAGUAAGGGCUAUUGAGUUACGGCUUGCCACCAAUUCAAGGAUUUAGAUGCUACAUAGCUCCAGCUUGGAUUAGCGCUAGAAGCCCUUCAAUCUCUUCCCCUGCAUCGGGAAGACAAUGAAAGGAAUGGUAUUACUGAUGCCCUCCAAAGAGGUACAAGAUCUUCUCGGCCGUCGCCAGUUCGCAUUCGAAGUCGUUCGAAGGGAUUCGGCAGCCUAGACUGCCCCAAGGCCUUCAAUAUGACCGAAGAUUCAGGGUAGGUAUUAGAGGAAACCAAUCGGAUCUGUUUCGGAAGGCUUCUCCAAUCGGACUUAUUUCUUAGAGAUCCUCCAAGGCUCGGAACUGACUUCAGAUUAUUCUUGGUCCCCAUACUGUCCUUCUCCGCCCCGUUCCUGAAAGGUUGAAUACUGAGGACUCCAAGCACCUCUACGUAGAAGCUAGUGCGCCUCCAUAUGUUGAGUUUCCGACCACAACAGAAUCCGCGGAAACGCCGGGAUUCAAGGAGAAAGCCUCCAAGCAUGUUGUAACUUCCUGGAGGAGUGACCUAUCGAGGCAAUCCUCUGAUGGUAAAAUGAAGUCUCAAAAGAUGAACAAAUCCCGAUAACUUUCCGAUUCUUUCCGCCUUCGGGUGUAACAUAUGAAGAUAGCACACUAUCAUCCACGUCGACACUUCAAUGUUCGCGACUUGCAACAAAAGAAUAACUGUGGAGCACUUGCUUCUAAGUUGGAAGACUUGCAAUGACACCAUAACCUGCCCUCCUCGAUUCGGGACACACUAGUGAGUAACUCAGUUCACGAAGAGGCACUUCAAAAAAAAAAUAGUCCAGUCGUUUCGUUGUACGUGGGGAGCAAGGAUACCAACCAGAAUACCAUAAGCCCGUUUAUGUUGAGGCCAGUUUUAUCAAUUCCGUAAAAGAUGUUGCUAUGGAUGAGCUCACUACUGACGUUUAAGGAGGUUCUCCUGUUCCAGGUUCCCGGGUAAUAAUGGCGCUUUCUUCUCUCGUAGUCUCGUUUGUCUGGACAUGUGUUACGAACGAGAGAUAACUGUUCGGCGUGAUACCGAGGAUUUGUGGCUGUCGGGUAAAGGGAAAAUAUUGAUCCCACUGCUUCGGCUCAUCGCGGCUAGGUGGUUUAUCCUCGCUCCAGCGAUCGAUGUCCCUACAACAGCGACUAUGAUGUCGUCCGCCUAGACAAAGACGAACUUCCCCCUGGUAUUCGUUUCUUCCACGAACCAACAGACAAUCAACAGACUGCAGACAAUCAACUCCCACUUGGAAGACAUGAUUGUCGGAGUCGUCCUUGAUGUAGUUUCUUAGCUAACCAGCUGACGGAACCAGUUUACUCCCUCGUUGUAGACAGUGCUGUAGGUUUUGGCACGUUCCAUUAUAAUUAUGUCGCCUUGCUAAUUGUCUAUUAGGGUCUGUCGACUGGUUUCUCCAAACACUCUAGGAUGGGCUCAAGUAACCUAACGAACGGUGAUUUGGCGCAGAUCAAGAUAAAAGUUGUCUUCGAGGUAGGUUGUAAACCGUUCGUUGACCAUCCGCUCCAUGAUUUUUUUCCACGCAGGAAAGUACACUCACAGACCGGAAUGUCGAUUCUUGCCGUCCGGGAAGUGUCGUCCUUCUUUGGUAUGAGUUUUGCAAGGGCCGUUUUCCAAGAAGAACAGAUUGGCUAUUCCAGAUGCGGUUCAAAUAGUCCAAUCAUUCUUCUAGUCUCCGGUGGAGCAUUGGGAAGCCAACGCCACCCAGUCCGGCGGAUUUCUCGUGAAUAGUAGUUGUUAAUUCUUCACUGGAGGAUGCUCUGAAACUCUUCUCUGGAGUCCAUCGGGAAAGAUGCAGAUAUUCUUUCGAGGGUUCUACAGCGUUCAAAUAUAGUUAGUGGGAAGAAAGUGCACGAGCACAGUGAGCUGAAGUGUUUGAUGAGUUUUUCAGCAGUAUGUUGAAAUUCAACUGUAGUGACUUCUUUAACUACGAGGAAAAACCCCACAUGUCUCCUAUCGCCGGUGAGAGCGUUCAAUCUUGUCCAAAGCUCGGCGGUCGAAGCAUCGGGAGAUGUCCCUUGAAGAAACGCGCUUUAAGUUUAGGUCUUCGUAGCUUCAAAGGCUUUCCUAGAUAUGUUUCGUGAUCUGCAAACUCGUUUUCGCCUUCUGUUCCUUCGUGGGUGAUCAGCAAGGGUCAUUUUCAGUACCCAGAAAGCUGUGCGGCGAUCUUUGAUGGCUUUACUGACCACCGGGUUUCACGCCUCUUGUGUGAGGAACGCUGCGAUCAGUGGGCUGAACGAGUUUGGUCAAUAGUUGGUCGGGUAUGUAUUCAUGGUCUGAUGGUGCGAGAGAGCCCGAGACUACCUCCUCGCAAGCACACGACGACUACCCACAGACUCCAGCAAAAUCCGCAGACCAGAAACAUACCUUCAAGAGGGCUGAAUAGUAUUGACCUUGAACAUAUGUGGAGCAUCCGUUGUUAAUGACUUCCAUGGACUUUCGAUUGGCGCUUCUGCCAGAUUACCACAGCGAAUGAUAGGCGUUGAAGUCCAAGAUGGGGGUUUCCCGUUGCUCCAGCAUGUUUUUCACUAUCGCACCGAUAUUGCGCACACCGGCGCAGCAGAAAUCACUGGGUAGGAUAUGGUUCGUGCCCCAGCUCUAAGCUCCAUAUCGAGUUGUAUCAGCGCCGAUGAGAUGUUGAUUCGGAUUCCGAGACAGAUGGAAUGGAAGAUGUUAUCUCCGCUUCUAGCCUCCAACGACAAUUACCCAGCCAUGUUCUGGAAUUAAUUCCGUUCCGAAUGUGAGUUUCAUGGAGAACCAAGGUAAUUAAUUAAAGUUGAGGGACUAGUAGUUGUAGACCCCUAAGGCCAAUAAUAGUCCACUGAAAAGCGAGGGUAAGCCAAUAGGAUAGGGAGCUUCAUCAUGAUCUUGCUCAGUCCGCUUCUGGUCCGUUUCGGUGGCCGAGGUGGAGCUUGUGUACCACACCUCGCUGGGCAUUACGAGUUCGUCGAUGUCGUCGGGUAAGGCCAUCGAGGACGCUACUUGAAUGGAGUGUUUGUAGUUAGUAGGUUGCAGUUGAUCUCUAGAAGGGUACCAUGUGUAUCCACCGGUACUACGGAAGAUCUUGGCUCGUCGAUGAUAUCGCUGGGUUGUGAUACGGAACUCCACUCGUGUGAGGUUGACUCGCUGAAGUCCGACAAUUGCACCAUACCUAGCAACUGGGCUGGGUAGGGUUUCGAACGGGUGGUCCAACUGUACCUUGGUAGUAAACGAAAAAAUACUUGCUUUAUAAUCUUACAUAACUCGUGUUAAUCGCAAGAUGUUGAACCUUAUGCUUUAUCGCGUAUUCGUGGUCAACAUUCAAAUGGGAUACUCUUUAACCAAUAAAAGAGAUCUUUUCUUUUGUUUCGAUUGUAGAUGUUUCCAUAUAAGGGUAAUUCGCCUCUUUUUCUGUUUAAAAAAAAGUAUAACCUUAUGUACAGGACUGGGAAUCGAACCCAGGUGAGCUGCGUAGAAGACAAUCGAUUAACCAACUACGCUAUGUCCGCGCUACGUAUAUCGGUUUUUUCUCAGUUGUACUGAUGCUAAAAAUUUUACCAAACAUUUCCAUUCCGUGCGUUUUAUUUGAAAUGAAAAAGCUUCAAAGAAGUUAUUAAGUUAUGUUGGUUUUGGUCUUUUUUUACUUAUUUUUACUAUGAAUUUUAAAAAAUAAUCUGUUUCUAGUUUUGGGGUUAUUUCAAAUUCUGCAAAACACUCUAAUCAUUAACUCCAACUUCCAGUGCUGUGUUCCGUCACAAAUAUCAGUUUUAAAGAGAUCCGAGUCCAGUAGAACAUGUCAAAGGCGUGCACAUACAAAUCAAUAUUCAUAUGUUGUAUUUAAUUGUACAGAUCUUUUUUGCUCGACUACCACGCAGGGUUUUAACUUGAAGCUAAACACUAGUGUAACAGAAAUUUAUCAUCCAGUGAAAACAGAAAUAAAAUAACUGCUUUGGAUGGAAAACAAAAAAUCUACUAAAAGAUACGGGUCUGUUUAUCUAAAUAUUAAUUCCGUUGAUCGCUUGCCUUCUUUCAUCAUUCGAUGAUGACACAAAAAACAACAUAGGAUUUAUAUACCGACAUUUAUGGAACUAUCCCCUCGUUAAUAUACUUCGCCGAAACUGUUGAAACCAAAAAAUGAAAACAAACUACCAAAAACUAUUCCGCCUACCACUUCAUGCAGGCUUGCCUUGUCGAGUAAAGAAAACGCAAUCCGCUCUAGCGCAAAUUUAAUGAAACUCCUAAACCAAAGAAGAAACAUUUGUUAGACAAAACAUAUUUCCACCACCUACAUAGACAUGCUUUCGUCGUCCGAACGCGCUUUAAAGUAAUAUCCAGUAACUAACCCCUCUUUCGCCCAAUGGUGGACCAAUAAAUCACAACAGACGCUACACAAAUAGUGUUCGUCAAAAAAAAAGGAAAAACACACGACUUCUGUGAUAACCAAAUUAAAUACCUUUUUCAUAAAAAGGAAGUUGAUUUUACUUACAAUUCUAUGGGAAAUUUAAAGUUCAAUGGAAGAAAGAAAAAAAACACAUAGAUGUGAAAAAAAACAUUAAGGUAAGGGAAGUUUUAAAGUUCAAUUGAUUCCAAAGUUUGUGUGUGUUGUUCAUUUUCUUCGAGUCCAAUCGAAAGAGAAACAUAAUUGUUAAAUUACUGUUUGAUUCUGCGAUUUAAAAAAAAACUAUAUUCGUAUAUAUACAUUGGCCGUACCAACUACCAACAGCGAUGUGCACCCGGUAAACUACAGUGAAAAACUUUUGCACCUUAACAUUCAUUAUUCAUAACCUCAACCACCAACAAAAAAAGGAAAACUGUCAGAAGCCGAUACGAGUGCCCACGCACGAAUCCAAUACUUUAUUGUGUGUUUCGAUUGAUUGUCCACCCAUAUUGUGUACCCAUCAUCGUCUUAAACGGAACGGAACGGAACAGAGAAUCGCAACGAAUGAUGGUGGACAGUACGUAUAGUAGAUUGAAACACAGAGACAUUCAAGAAUACAAUAUACCAAUAUGUGCACUUUUCAUUCCAACAGGUAGGUGUUAGCAAUCACAUAAAAGAAGCAGCAACAAACAGAAAUAAAGAAUAGCAUUGAAGUAAAACACAAAGGUGGUAAGGACACAAACAAAACAAACAAACAAAAAACAAACAGACAUGGCAUAGGCAAACGCUGUUCAUUUUAUCGAUUAGAUUGUUCAAAAUGACAACACUAAACUUAAGAGAAGCAACCGUUAACAAUGGAGAAAAUCGGUAGAGUAAAUAAAAGGAAAUAAAACUAA